AUGGAUAACCUCCUGCAAGGGAUGCCAUAUGUCGUGGCAUACCUCGAUGAUAUAUUGUUCUCAGAACAAGAACAUCUUGAUAACUUAGAAUGUGUCCUUAAGACAUUGUCAGAAGCAGGAAUGCGUCUAAAGAGGGAGAAGUGUCUGUUCAUGUUGCCAGAAGUGGAUUAUGGGGGGACAUCGAAUCUCAAAAGAAGGAACUCUCCAGCACCAGCACCAUUACAUUCGUGGGAGUAUCCAACAAACCCUUGGAGCCGAAUUCAUGUUGAUCAUGCGGGUCCAGUGUUGGGUCAUACACUGUUAAUUGUGAUGGACGCUUACUCAAAAUGGAUAGAUGCGAUGCCCGUAAACUCGACGUCAUCAGCAGAGACGAUAGAGAAGCUCCGACAUUUGUUUUCAAAUUUUGGAGUUCCUGACAAGGUGGUUUCUGAUAAUG
Messenger RNA from Gigantopelta aegis, 436 nucleotides. RefSeq lists its product as uncharacterized. The annotation marks the transcript as partial. Gene Ontology annotation, biological process: DNA integration. The record is from RefSeq and is a predicted model, not a curated record. The transcript has 2 exons. Gene Ontology annotation, molecular function: nucleic acid binding. NCBI's taxonomy places the organism in Eukaryota, Metazoa, Mollusca, Gastropoda, Neomphalida, Peltospiridae.